Lutzomyia longipalpis is the source of this 1218-nucleotide messenger RNA. RefSeq names its product inactive pancreatic lipase-related protein 1-like. The record is from RefSeq and is a predicted model, not a curated record. Lineage: Eukaryota; Metazoa; Arthropoda; Insecta; Diptera; Psychodidae. Gene Ontology annotation, biological process: lipid metabolic process. The coding region runs from base 79 to 1077 and encodes 332 amino acids. The transcript has 4 exons. Gene Ontology annotation, molecular function: lipase activity.
AGGACGCAAAAGUAGAACCCCCGGUGAAUUUGAGUUAGAAUUUUAAAUGCCUCUUCCCUAAAAUUCUUGCAAAUUAACAUGCAAAGUGGAAGUGUCUAUUUUAUUGUCUUUUUAUGCGUGUUAUCAGUGUCAUUUUCGCAAUGUCGCCAAAGCAGAAGUUCAGGGAGAAUGUUUGAGUGCAAAGCCGCCGUGGAAGUUUGUCCGAAUGAUGAUAUCACAUUUUGGCUUUACACGAGGACAACUCAGGAAAAUCCAACCCGAUUAAAUCUCGAUAAUCCUGACACAGUAAAUUCUUCUCUUUUUGUUGAGAGUGCCCCAGUGGUAAUCUUGAUCCACGGAUACACUGGUGAUCAUGAUUACUCCCCCAACAGCGACAUCCGCCCUGCCCUCUUCAACUAUUCUGAAUACAAUGUUAUUUCCGUCGACUAUGGCCCUAUUGCGGAGUCUCCAUGCUACUUGUCGUCUGUUAGGAAUUUAAAGGUCGUUGCGAAUUGCACGGCUCAGCUGAUUGAUCACAUGGUGGAUCAGGAAAUCUCCCCAUUGAGUGCUUUUCAUCCCAUUGGAUUCAGCCUGGGUGCUCAUGUGGUUGGGAUGGUGGCAAAUUACCUCAAAGCGGGAAAAUUGUCAAGGAUCACUGCACUGGAUCCUGCUAAGCCUAUGUUCGUAACAGCCCCUCCUGAGGAUCGUAUCGAUGCAGGGGAUGCUCAUUUUGUUGAUGUCAUCCACACGGAUAUCCUGGAAAGGGGUUUGCUUCUACCCACGGGGCAUGUUGACUACUACAUGAAUGGAGGCUUCACCCAACCUGGUUGUAUGAGUCAAACUGAUACAUCUCCAGGUUCCUGCAACCACGAUCGUGCUCCCAUCUACUUCGCUGAAUCCAUAAAUAGUCAAAGAGGUUUUUGGGGAUACAAAUGCUUCCACUGGUACGCCUACGUCAUGGGGUUGUGCAGGAAGGAUGAUCACUACACGGCUCUCAUGGGAAUGCACACGCCAAAUAGCACGCGAGGUUUGUACUUUGUUUGGACCAACAGGGAGGCACCCUAUGCAAAAGGGCGAGAAGAUUCCGAGACAAAUUAGAGGUGGAUCAAGGAUCUGCACAGUAAAUUUCUUAAUAAUUCUUCUGUACCAAAGUAAUGCAUUUAAAAUCAAAAUUCUGCAAAAGUCUUUAAGUAGGAAAAAAAAUCCAAAUUCAAAUAGAAAAAAUAUGUAUAAAGAAAA